Messenger RNA from Ruditapes philippinarum (Manila clam), 1151 nucleotides. RefSeq lists its product as uncharacterized. The record is from RefSeq and is a predicted model, not a curated record. The transcript has 2 exons. The coding region runs from base 50 to 862 and encodes 270 amino acids. NCBI's taxonomy places the organism in Eukaryota, Metazoa, Mollusca, Bivalvia, Venerida, Veneridae.
AGAUUGGGAACAUUAGUCUCAUUAAUCGGUUUCAAUCAAGCUGGCCAAAAUGUCCGGCCAAAUAACAAAAUCAUUACAAAAUACGUUACAUAAUGUAGUGUAUCGUUCUUAUUUGAACGUGCCAGCUUUGAAUAUUUCAGCGAAUAGGGCAGCUAACAAAAAUUUUCAUCACCGGAUACCUCAAAAUGUCUCACGAUAUUGCCAAGUAUUUUAUUCGGGCAUUUAUAAGGGAAGAGCGCUAUACCCCACCCACAUUUUAACGAAGAGAAGCUAUUCAACAGUAGGAAAAGACGAGAAUGAGAAGGGAGAUCCAUGGAAAACUAUGUGUCCUCUUAAUUUAACAGCUUGGUACUCUGUAAAAUUUCUAUUUAUCAUGGCGAUGCAUGACAAUUCAAUAAAAUAUCAUUUAGGACGUGAUUUUAUUCUUGGUAGUAUGGAAGCUUUUAAGUAUGUGUCUGAUUGUUUAAAUAGAAAGGAUUACGAAGGACUAUCAGAUGUUAUGACAAUAGAAUUGCAUGAAAGAUUACAGAAAGAAGAUAUGAAGUUACCACCACUUGACACCCCUGAUGUUGGUCUCAUUUCCUUGUACAACAUCAAAUGGAAAAUGGAUAAAGAGACAAAGAUUAAGACAUUAGAAGUUUUUGUAAGAUACAGCUUUCUAACCAAGCCAAUAACGAAAGGGCCAUUUUUGGCCCAAGCAAGAGAGGCUACCUCAAAAGGAACUAUAGGAGGAGCUGAACUGCACUUUGCACACUAUAACUUCUUUAAGAAUUAUGGAGACACUAUGAAAGAUACACCAUGGCUUCUGAAAGACUUGAGCUAUUUUCCUGCAAGUCAAAGAUUUUCAGUUACUUCUAGAUAAUAGUUUCGUUUUUGAAACAAUGAUUUGCAGUGGUCCUGAAUAUUGUUCCAAGUUCUUUGUACAGUUAAUGGCUGGAACAAAUUUGUGUAUUUUUUGCUCAUUUGAGCAAUAGAAGACUGACAGUAUUUUUAUCCACCUUUUAAAUUAUACAGGUGAGCGAUAUUGACCCUUUUGGGUCUCUUGUGAGAUAUAAGAAAGAAUACACUUAACUUUUUGUUUCUCCUUCUGUAUUGAUAGAAUAUAUUAAAUGCUUUGUAUAUAUAAGUUAAUAAAUAAAAACUGUAGAAUA